AUGACACGCGUACUCCUUACUGGUGGCUCGGGCUUCAUCGCAGGCCAUGUGCUUGAGUAUCUGCUGAAGCGCGGUCACUCCGUCGUCACGACCGUCCGUAGCCAGGAGAAGGCAGACAGGAUCAAGGCAGCCCACCCCAGUUACGGCAAGGAUAAGCUCGACUUCUCAAUCGUCCCGGAUAUUGCGCAGGAGGCCGCCUUCGACGAGGCUGUCAAGUCGGACCCACCGUUUGAGGCCGUCAUCCACACCGCGAGCCCCUUCCAUUUCAAUGUUACCGACGUCCAGAAGCAGCUGCUUGACCCCGCCGUCAUUGGCACAACUGGCAUUCUGAAGUCUAUCAAGAAGAGUGCGCCGACGGUCAAGAAGGUCGUUAUUACUUCUUCUUUCGCUGCAAUCGUGAACCCCUUCAAGGGCAAUUGGCCAGAGCACACGUAUUCUGAAAGUGAUUGGAACCCCUUGACGCACGAGGAGGCGCUGGAGAAUCCCGCCAACGGCUACAGAGCGAGUAAGACAUUCGCUGAGCGUGCCGCAUGGGACUUCCUUGAGAAAGAGAAGCCCAACUUCACCAUUGCCACCAUCAACCCGCCAUUCGUCUUCGGUCCCAUCGUCCACUAUCUGAACUCGCUCGACGCCCUAAACACCUCUAAUCAGCGCAUCGGCAACUUCAUCCUGGGCAAGUUCAAGGACGAGAUCCCACCGACCGGCACCUAUAUCUGGAUUGAUGUGCGCGACGUAGCCCUGGGUCAUGUCAAGGCCAUGGAGCUUUCUGAGGCGGACAACAAGAGGUUCUUCUUCACGGCCGGCUACUUCAGCAACAAGGAGCUGCUAGAGCUCAUCAGGAAGAACUUCCCCGAAUACAAGGACAAGCUGCCUGCCCCAGACGUCACCGGCGCUGGCGUUGACUACCCCGCCGAGGGCGUUUACAAGAUUGACAACUCAAGGACGAAGGACGUCCUGGGCAUUGAGUUCACACCAUUCGAGAAAACCGUCGUAGACACCAUCAACUCACUCAAGGCUGUGGGCGCAUAA
Lasiodiplodia theobromae is the source of this 1029-nucleotide messenger RNA. RefSeq names its product NADPh-dependent methylglyoxal reductase. Bases 1 to 1029 code for a protein of 342 amino acids. Gene Ontology annotation, molecular function: oxidoreductase activity, acting on the CH-OH group of donors, NAD or NADP as acceptor. The transcript is spliced from 3 exons. NCBI's taxonomy places the organism in Eukaryota, Fungi, Ascomycota, Dothideomycetes, Botryosphaeriales, Botryosphaeriaceae. The record is from RefSeq and is a predicted model, not a curated record.